AACAAAUUUAUAGAUUAAAAAAUAAAAUAAAAAAGGGGAAUGAGGAAAAGAGAACAAUCUUCUCGUUUCCUCAUCUUUCUCUUUCAAUCAUUAUUCUAAUUCACAACAACAUAAACUAAUUAUUUUUCAUUAUUGUAUUUUGUAGACUAGCUUUUUUAUAAUCGGAUGUAUAAUAGAAAUUGCCGCUUAUGUUAGUAUACAAAUAAAGGAGAGUAUUAAAUCAUUCGUUUGAUUUCAGGUUGGCGAUUUUCAAGUUAUUGACGUUUGUUAAGGAAAAGUUGGAUAGACAGGAAGAAGCAUGGCAUUGAGAAGAGCCAUAGGAGCAGUGAAGGAUCGAACAACGAUUGGGUUAGCAAAGGUAGGAAGCAGCAACUCGUUGGCAGACUUAGAUGUGGCCAUUGUUAGAGCAACCAGUCAUGAUCAGUAUCCACCUGAAGAGAAGUACUACCAUGAGAUCUUUAGCUUGACUUGCUAUUCCCCAACCUUGGUUGGAUGUUGUGUUAAUACCAUUUCUAGACGCCUUAGCAAGACCAAGAAUUGGGUAGUAGCGUUGAAGACACUAAUGUUAGUCCAAAAGCUGUUAGCGGAAGGAGACCCUGGUUAUCAGCAAGAGAUAUUCUUCUCAACAAGGCGUGGAACUCGUAUGCUCAACAUGACAGAUUUCAGAGACUCACGAUCUAACUCUUGGGAUUACUCUGCAUUCGUGAGGAUGUAUGCUUUGUACUUGGAUGAAAGGCUCGAGUACAAGAUACAAGGAAGGAAGAGACAUCACCAUCACUAUAGAACACGCUCCUGUGCAUCCUCCCAGGAAGAAUAUCCUCAGUCGUCAGACCAACAUCGAGACAAUAAUAACAAUACUUAUACUGCUUCAGCUUCAGCUUCAGCUUCUGGUUCUUGUUCUGGUUCUGGUUCUUCUCCAUGGAAUUGGACAGUAGCAACUUGUGACCUUACCAUGGAUCAGAUAUUGUCAAAGAUGCACCAUUUGCAGCAGCUUCUUGAAAGGUUUAUUGCUACCAGGCCUGCUGGAUCUGCUAAGCAAGACCGUAUUGUUAUUGUUGCUCUUUAUUCCGCCGUCAGAGACAGUUUCCAAAUUUAUUAUGACAUAACAGACAUACUAGCUAUAUUGAUUGAUCAAUUUAUGGAGUUAGAAAUCCCAGAAUGUAUCAAGGUACAUGAAAUUCUUUGUCGGAUUUCAAAUCAAUUUGAUGAGCUUGAUUCAUACUAUUCUUGGUGUAAGGACAUAGGAGUGGUGCGCUCCUCUGAAUACCCUGAAGUUGAGAAAAUUACUCGAAAGAAACUUGACCUAAUGGACGAAUAUAUAAGAGAAAAGGCAGCCAACACAUUAACCAAACUGGCCAUCAUGGACAGAAAACAAGGACCUGCCUCUGCCUCUGCCUCUGCCUCACAAGAGGAGAUAGACCAAGAAGUUGUCGAGGACAUGAACACGAUUAAGGCACUUCCUCCACCAGAAGGUUUCCCCCAACACCAAGAGGAAGAGGAAGAGGAAGAGGAAGAGAAGGAACUUGAGCCAAAACAGAGUAAUGAACCUGAAGCCAAAGAGGCAGAUCUAAUGCACUUAGGAGAUGAUGCACCAACAAGUGAAGAGCACGGGGAUAAACUCGCCUUAGCAUUAUUCGAUGGUGAUACACCGAAUAUUGACACAACCUCACUUCCAUUAUGGGAGGCUUUCAAUGACACAUCAGAUUGGGAGACAAAAAUAGUCAAGUCACCCAGCCAUUUCCCCCAUCAGAAGGCUUCCUUUGACACAAUGUUAUUAAAUGGUAUGUAUCAGCAUAAUGCUGCUAACCGCGUUGGAGGGACUGGAAGUGCUAGUAGUGUGGCUCUUGGGUCACUUGGGAACCCUAAGAAGCUACCAUUACCAUCUUUUUCAGCCAAUUAUUCAACAGUUGUGGACCCUUUUGCAGCGUCAUUGGGGGUAGCCCCACCGCCUUAUGUACAAAUGUCAGAUUUUGAGAAGAAGCAAAGACGAUUGGUUGAAGAACAAUUUAUGUGGCAACAAUAUCAGAGGGAUGGGAUGCAGGGCCCUGUUGCAUUGUCAAAGAUACAACAAACCCCUGCUAACAUUGGAGGUUAUGGUUUUUACCAUUACAGAUAUUGAUGCCCAAAUGUAUAGAAUUACUAAUACCAUAGAUCAUUCACACAAUAGGGGGAGUAAAUUAUCUGUUGUAAAUGUCAGAAAACCUUGAACACUAAUUUAUACCUUGUAGUACUUCAGAACUUCAUUAUAAGCACUGAGCUAGACAAUUCCUCUGUUA
This is a messenger RNA of Spinacia oleracea (spinach), 2276 nucleotides long. RefSeq names its product putative clathrin assembly protein At1g03050. Bases 299 to 2119 code for a protein of 606 amino acids. Gene Ontology annotation, molecular function: clathrin heavy chain binding; phosphatidylinositol-4,5-bisphosphate binding; 1-phosphatidylinositol binding. The transcript is spliced from 3 exons. Gene Ontology annotation, biological process: clathrin coat assembly; clathrin-dependent endocytosis; vesicle budding from membrane. Gene Ontology annotation, cellular component: clathrin-coated vesicle; clathrin-coated pit. The record is from RefSeq and is a predicted model, not a curated record. Lineage: Eukaryota; Viridiplantae; Streptophyta; Magnoliopsida; Caryophyllales; Amaranthaceae.